Messenger RNA from Aspergillus alliaceus, 375 nucleotides. RefSeq lists its product as uncharacterized. The coding region runs from base 1 to 375 and encodes 124 amino acids. The record is from RefSeq and is a predicted model, not a curated record. NCBI's taxonomy places the organism in Eukaryota, Fungi, Ascomycota, Eurotiomycetes, Eurotiales, Aspergillaceae. The transcript has 2 exons.
AUGAAGCUCAGCGUUCUUUUCAGCGUGCUUGCCACCAUUGCCGCAGCAGCUCCCACUCCUCAUGAAGGACACGGAAAGCGCACCGAUGCGGGCACGACUGUCGAUGAUAUCUCGGAGCAGCUUUAUGGUGCGUGGGGUGGUAUCAAGAAGCGGGGUGAGGCGGGUACCACCGUGGAUGACAUCUCCGAGCAGCUCUACGGUGCGUGGGGUGGAAUCAAGAAGCGUGAGGAAGAGGGCACUACCGUGGAUGACAUCUCCGAGCAGCUCUACGGUAGAUGGGGUGGCAUCAGCAAGCGUGAGGAAGAGGGCACUACCGUGGAUGACAUCUCCGAGCAGCUCUACGGUAGAUGGGGUGGCAUCAGCAAGCGUCAGUGA